AUGACAGGCCGGGAGGAGCCCGCCGAGGGCAGAGCCAAGGGGAAGGCGCUGGUGCCCAGCGCUGCCAGCGAGAAGGCGGCCCGACUGGGCGCCCCGGCCCUGCGCUCCAAGGGCUUCGCCAUCACCGACCUGCUGGGGCUGGAGGCCGAGCUGCAGCCGCCGGCCGCCCCCGUGGCCGGCGCGGGAUGCGAGGGCGCCGGGGCCGGACUUGGGGGGGUGUCUCUGAGCGGCGGCUCCCUGCCCCUGGGCUUGGGCUUCCUCUGCGGCUUCGCGGCACCGCCCCCGGCCGGAGCCCCCUGCCUGCUGCCGGCGCACGUCCCCUUCCUGCAGCCCCGGCCGGAGCUGCACCGGCACCCCGGGCCGCCCGCCGGCGGGCGCCAGGACAGCGUCUCGGGUAAGGACGAGGACAGCCUGUCCGGGGACAAGGGCGAGCUGAAGACGUCGACUUCCCAGAUCAAGAGGAAGAAGCGCCGGCAUAGGACGGUGUUUACUGCUCACCAGCUGGAGGAGUUGGAAAAGGCUUUCAAUGACGCUCAUUACCCAGAUGUGUACGCCCGGGAAAUGCUAGCUAUGAAAACAGAGCUGCCGGAGGACAGGAUCCAGGUCUGGUUUCAGAACCGAAGAGCCAAGUGGAGGAAGCGUGAGAAGUGCUGGGGCAGGAGCAGUGUCAUGGCCGAGUACGGUCUCUAUGGGGCCAUGGUGAGGCACUCCAUCCCUCUCCCCGAGUCAAUCAUCAACUCAGCCAAAAGUGGGCUGGUGGGCUCCUGCGCUCCUUGGCUGCUUGGGAUGCAUAAAAAAUCCAUGGAUGUUACAAGAAAGCCAGAGAGUGAGGAGAAGAUGACAGGCAGCUGGCGAUUGGAAGGUCCUGAGGAGGAAUUAAAAAUGAAGCCAGCAGAUCACCAGAGAAGCUCUGGUGACAAACUCAGCUCUAUGGACAAUUCAGAAGAUACAGCGAUUGACCUCUCUAGCACAGCAAAGCAAGAGAACAGGAGCGCUUUGAGGCAAUGUCUCAAAGGAGACCUCCAGACAGAUGGGAAGGACAAUGACCACUAAACUCAGGGAGCAGGGGAAGGGCGGGGUGUUAGGAAAAUGAGCCUCCUUAACACUUUGGAAAGAUAGGACUAUUUAUUCAUUAUUUUUUCAAACAAUUAAUACACAAUUUUACAUGAAUAUGAGACAUUUUAAAACUGGAUCCAGCCAAGA
Messenger RNA from Caretta caretta (loggerhead turtle), 1203 nucleotides. RefSeq names its product visual system homeobox 1 (gene VSX1). Gene Ontology annotation, biological process: neuron development; regulation of DNA-templated transcription. The record is from RefSeq and is a predicted model, not a curated record. Gene Ontology annotation, molecular function: transcription cis-regulatory region binding; DNA-binding transcription factor activity, RNA polymerase II-specific. Gene Ontology annotation, cellular component: nucleus. Lineage: Eukaryota; Metazoa; Chordata; Testudines; Cheloniidae.